Molecule: messenger RNA, 2943 nt
Organism: Ustilago hordei
Lineage: Eukaryota; Fungi; Basidiomycota; Ustilaginomycetes; Ustilaginales; Ustilaginaceae
Exons: 1
Coding region: 1-2943 (980 amino acids)
Cellular component (GO): nucleus
Molecular function (GO): DNA-binding transcription factor activity, RNA polymerase II-specific; zinc ion binding
Source: RefSeq, a predicted model, not a curated record
AUGGACGCCAACACGGUUGAGCUGAAGUCGGAGCCUUACGCCGACACCGUGUCCUCCUUUCCCGGACCUUCGACUGAGUCGCUGAACGCAAUGGCUGACGAUGUGGGAGCGAAUAGGCAAGACAGGUCUUCGGGGCAGUCAUGGCCAAGUCAGGCAGCAACAUUACAGCAGCAGCAGCAUGUCGAGGCUUCAUCUUCUACCUCCUCCUUGAACGCUGGAGGUUCGUAUGACGGCGCAAAUGGUCAGCCACAAGGCACAGAUGUGCAUUCCAGCUCAACGGACAGCCUAACUCUCCGGGAUCACCAUGACAGCAGUCCAGCACGAGAAAUAUCGGAUGGCACACCUUCGUCUAGCGCUGUCGGCCAUGAUGCACGCGGCUCAGCUGAUUACGGCACACAGCAGUCCCCUUCGUAUUUGAUCAGCGGAAAUACCAGCAACGGCAACCACGCAGGCACCAGCAGUAGCAGUGCAGCAGACGAUUCUGCCUAUCAAUCGCCGAGGGAUCCACCUUCAACAGCGGCGUCUCCCGGCAAGGGUGGUCCGAUGAUCUUGAUGGCCUCGCGAAAGCAGAACAGCGCAUGCGACGCUUGCAGAAGUCGAAAGGUGCGAUGCAACAGAGAUCCAGGGGAAGCUAAGUGCAACCACUGCAAGGCCAAAAACAUCGAAUGCACCACGCUCUAUGUUCAGUGGGCAACUUCGUCAUCCAAACGUCCCACCAAGCGAGCUAGGUCUUCGUUGCACAUGGCACCGGAGAAGAAAGAAGCACCCAAGCCACCAGAGUUGCUAGAUGGGGUCGUGAAUGCACAGGAUCGCUUGCUAAACGCGCUCUUUCAGAGGGACUCUGAAUACAUGCCAGCGGACAACAAGAUCUACUACUAUGGCAUCCUUCCUUGCAGUGCGCCGCUAUCAGCCGACGGCCAUACCCAACGCAAUAUCGUGCCAUCCGCCUACCUACCAGGGCCGAAACCAGCAGCGACCACCAGCGCCGAGCUACACUUGCUUGAUCGACAGCGAAGGGAGGAUUUUGUGAAUGAUCUCGUAGAAACCUACUUUUCCGUGGUCCAUGCUAGGCUGCCACUGCUCAACCCACAAUCUUUCCGCAAGCGCUACUAUGAGCGCAGUGAAGAGCUUGGAGGCCCACCUUCGGACAUCAUCCUUGCGAUCGUGAUUGCGUGGGGCGCCAAGUUCAGCGAGAAUCCGCUCAUAGCUCAAGACCGCAGCGAAAGUGCAUCUGAGCUGCAAAAGGCUUUUGCACAGGCUCAAACGGCGCUCUCUAAGGGAGAAAGCGAUAAAGCUGAUCAGAUCACCGGCGUCAAGGGCGGCAUCGAGCAGCCUAUCCUUACAGUGCCCGAGGAGCUGCGCUUGCAGGGUCGCAAUCGCAUCGCAGACCAUCUCACAUGGCGAGUGCAGGAUAUCAUGGACCGACUUCGCGUUGCAAGAGUCGUAACGUUGGAGAACGUACAAGCCUGCUUGCUGAUGGAGCCGUUGCUGUUGCAUCCAUCAGUGUACUUCAAUGGCAACCGCAACCUCACUGGAACGCCUGUACCCGCCAAGCACAGAAACUUGCUGGCAUAUACCAAUGGGCACUGGUACGUCAUUGCCAUCAAACACAUGAUCGAUCUCGGCAUCCAUUGCAAGGAGAAGGUGAUGACCAUCAAGGAUCCUGCUUUGCGCGGCGAGACACUCUUUGCUUGGUGGUUGGCUUGCAUGGCUGAUUCCGCCUCUUCAAUGUACUUCCAGCGCCGAUGUCUCAUUUCAGCCGAAGACUAUAACAGUGAUCCGCCGGCAGGCGAUGUGGAUAACAAGAAGGAAGCACCACAUCCGCUUAGCGAUUUGGAUUCGUAUCUGGCUUUCUUCGGAUCAGCUCACGAUGCAGUCACUUUUCAACGCAAGCUCGCAGCCAUGUACUUUGCGCCUCGCAAUCAUAUCGAGGGUGUGCGCUUCGACAAGGUGGUCGAGGUCAUGGAGCUGCUCAAGAAGUGGCGUGUAAACCAUCUCGAAAAGGUCGGCGUUCCACUGCCACAUUGGCCACCUCACUGGGAUUAUAUUGCUGCAGUCAGCGCGUGUACCAGUGACAUCAACUAUCAUGCCAACUGGAUCACGCUUUGGCGACUUGUCGACGAGGUUGGCAUCUACGGCACGAAUCGAUCCGAUGCAUCUUCACCGAUUCAUCAAGACCGUCUCAAGCGACCAGAAGCGUCCCAGCCUGCACCAAGGCAGGAAGAUGUGCCGGAUCCGGAACGCGUUCAACUCGUCUUCGCUACCAUUCAGGAAGAAGCCCUCAAUAGUGCACUUCGCAUUGCCGGUCUCACAGAGAUCCUUCGCAGCAACCAGUAUCUGCGCCUCGACCCAUGCAAUUCGCUACAGGCUCUUGAACAGGCAGGGCACAUGCUCGUUCGUUUCCAACGCAGCGAGGUGGACAUCAUCGUCGCUGGCUUCCGACAGUACGGUCUGUCGUACGAGGACUGCUUCGACAAAGCUGAUCUCAUGGAAAACCUUGCCGCAGCAUACAACGAGCGUGCACGAACCGAUCCCAACUUUGUUCCCGGCUCCGCGCUUGGCUUGGCGCUCGAUCGCGACGCUAACAAUGCCGACCAUAAUGGAAUUCCCGAGCUGGCAAUCGCGGCUGCAGCGCUGUCAAAUGCUGCUUCGGCUAAUGGCGAGUCAGAUCAGUAUCACUUUGAGCAAACGCAAUCGCAGCCACAAGCACAGUCUCAGGCUCAGACACAACUGUCUUCAACGAUAGAGCAGGAGCUUGGUUCAGCGGAUGUCAAGGACGCGGCUGCUUUCGGUAGCAUGUUCACUACAGCGGGUGAUGCGAGUGCUGCGGUGGGUGCCAGUGGGGGUUCAAAUGGCGAUGCAAGUAUUGCAGCGGGUUACAAUGGUUCUUCGACACAAUCAGGGUUGCUUUCUCACGGAGUCGCAGAGACUGCUGCGGAUUGA